UUCCGAAAAUAACUCAACAGUUCAGUCGAGUGAAACGCUCCCUUCUCAUCAUUCAUAAAACACAAUGCUGCUGCUUGUGAUCACAAUCUCACUCUAUUUUCACAAAUUUUCCCAAGCUGAGACACUCAAAAUCGGAGCUAUUUUCGACACCGAUGACCCUAUCAAAGAACGCGCAUUUCACCACGCCAUCCAUCAAAUCGAACCCAUCCAUGGGCGAACCAUCGAAGGCCUGGUCAAAAAUGUACCACCAAAUGACCCAUUUGAAGCCAUGCUGGCGGCUUGUCACCUCAUCGAAAGCGGAGCGGUUGCAAUUCUGGGUCCCACGACCCAUGAAAACGCCCAUAUGGUCCAAACCGUGUGCGAUAACAAAGACAUCCCAUUGCUGGAUGUCCGAUCUGUUGCCCAUCCCCAAAACUCUAUCAAUUUCUACCCUUUACAACAAAUCCUAACCCAGAUUUAUAUCAAGUUGCUCGAAGCUUGGAAUUUCGAAAAUUUUGUAAUUUUGUAUGAAAACGACGACAGUUUGAUCAGACUCGCCGAAUUGUUGAAAUUCUAUGGAAAUGGGCAUAGAAUGGUCGUGAGACAACUUGAUAAGUACCAAAAUGGUAAUUAUAGGCCAACACUGAAAGAAGUGUGGCGAUCUGGAGCAACACAUUUCGUCUUAGAUUGUUCCACUGAUAUUUUAGAGGAAGUUUUGCAUCAAGCCCAACAAGUGGGCCUUGUCACUAACAAACAGUUUUACAUUAUUACUAAUUUGGACUUCCACACGCUUGAUUUGACGUCGUUUCAAUACUCGGAAACGAACAUCACCGGAAUGCGGUUUAUUGAUCCUGAUAGUGACGAGAUUCAAAAUUUAGGACUUACACUUUACCGAAAUGACUUCACAAACACCGAGUUUGGGUUUAUCGAAGCCUGGAAGGUUAAUUUAGAGAUGGCUUUGAUCAUUGAUGCUGUUACAAUGUUUGGUGAAGUCCUAAAUAGACUUCCGAAAGAUUUUGCAAUACCUUCCAUAGACUGUGCGUCGGACAAAGCUUGGACUUACGGGACCACACUCACAAAUUUAGUUAAAUCAGUUAAGUACCCCGGUUAUACAGGUUUAAUCCAGUUUGAUAAUUUUGGACUUCGCUCAGCUUUCGGUCUCGAAAUCAUUGAACUGAAAGAAGGUGGAAUUAUCAAAAUCGGUAACUGGAAUUACUCUGAUGGGUUAAACAUUAACCGGGUUUACCCACCCGAUCCCCCUCCCCUUGUUGAGGGUAGUCUAGUAAAUAGGACUUUCAUCGUAAUUACUUGCUUGACAGAACCAUAUGGUAUGAGAAGAGAUUCAGAAGUACCAUUAUAUGGGAACGAACGUUACGAAGGCUUCGGGAUUGAUUUAAUAGCAGAACUGUCGAAAAAACUUGGUUUCAAUUACACUUUCAUCAUCCGCGAAGACAAAAAAAAUGGGGAGUUUGACGAAAGUAGCGGCGAAUGGACUGGGAUGAUUGGUGACGUUAUUAGUGGCAAAGCCGAUUUGGCAAUCACUGAUCUGACCAUCACCUCAGAACGAGAAUCUGCAGUUGAUUUCAGUACCACCUUUAUGAGUUUAGGAAUCAGCAUCCUGUACCAAAAACCCAAAAAAGCUCUUCCUAGUUUUUUCUCCUUUGCUGAUCCUUUCUCACUCACAGUUUGGAAACUCCUGGCAGCUGCUUUCUUUGGUGCUUCAAUAGCUUUGUUUAUUUUGGGCCGGAUUUCGCCAAGUGAGUGGCAAAAUCCAUACCCAUGUGUCGAAGACGAGUUUUUGGUCAAUCAGUUGAGUUUGAGAAACUGUGUCUGGUUCAUGGUCGGAAGCUUGAUGCAACAAGGAUCAGAAAUCGCCCCAAUAGCUUUUUCGACACGGAUGGUCGCUGGAAUGUGGUGGUUUUUUACUUUGAUCAUGGUGUCGUCUUACACAGCCAAUCUAGCCGCGUUUUUGACCACCGAAAGUCCAGAUCUUCCGUUCAAGGACGUGUUCGAGUUGGUACAAGUGGCAGAAAAGAAGGGGAUCAAAUUUGGGGCAAAAAUCAACGGCUCGACGGAAAAAUUUUUCCUGGAUUCCAAGCACGUCGAUGAGUACCAACAAAUCUACAAAUACAUGAAAAACCAUGAAGAUGAAGUAAUGGUCAAUGAUAAUAAAGACGGGGUCCAUAAAGCCGAACACGAAGACUAUGCCUUCUUUAUGGAAACCACCUCGAUCGAGUAUGAGACACAAAGACGUUGCGGCUUGACCUCGGUUGGCCACUCUCUGGACGAGAAAGGAUACGGAAUUGCGAUGCGAAAAAACUCCUCGUACAGAAUGGCCCUAAGCACUGCUAUUUUGAAGCUCCAAGAAGAGGGAGUUUUAGCCAAAUUGAAGCGAAAAUGGUGGGAGGAGCAACGAGGAGGUGGCCUUUGCCCGCAAGGAGAAAAAUCAACCGAAGGCACCCCCCUCAACCUCAAAAACGUGGAGGGCGUUUUCUGCGUGACGAUAAUCGGGACUGUCCUUUCCUGCGUCCUAGUUUUCGUCGAAAUGGCCGUACACACAUUUAAGAAAUCGCUCCGUGUCAAAAAACCCUUCAAAGUGCUACUAAUGGACGAAAUGCGGUUCUAUUUCAGGACUUCCGCUAUGCUCAAGCCUGUCACCGCCCCCAAACCUGAACCCUACGGCUUUAUCACAUCAUGA
Molecule: messenger RNA, 2677 nt
Organism: Tribolium castaneum (red flour beetle)
Lineage: Eukaryota; Metazoa; Arthropoda; Insecta; Coleoptera; Tenebrionidae
Product: glutamate receptor ionotropic, kainate 2
Exons: 12
Coding region: 65-2677 (870 amino acids)
Biological process (GO): modulation of chemical synaptic transmission; synaptic transmission, glutamatergic; monoatomic ion transport
Cellular component (GO): plasma membrane; postsynaptic density membrane
Molecular function (GO): glutamate receptor activity; transmitter-gated monoatomic ion channel activity involved in regulation of postsynaptic membrane potential
Source: RefSeq, a predicted model, not a curated record